AAGCUAUGAGAAGUCUUUCAUCCCGCUUGAAAUAUUUUGCGGAUUGUUGCUCUCUUCAUGGAUUGCGAUAUUUGGGUAACCGGUGCAAAUUUCGUGGAAGAAUAUUUUGGUUGUGUAUACUCAGUUGCUCACUAACUUCAAUGAGCUACAUAUUUUUGUAUACUCUAAAAUCUUUCGAUGAGACGGUUAACAUUCAUAUUGAUACUUCUCACCUUCGAUGGAAUAACACAUUUCCCGCUGUAUCAAUAUGCUAUACAAAAGGACGCAUUAUAAAUUCCAUAGCAAAUUUUUUUGAAAAUCACUGGAGGGAAAACAAUAUUUCUAAACCAGCCAAAUCUAGUAACUAUUUUCGGCUAGCACAAAGUUACUUGUUCGUGAGUCCUAAUAGUAAUAUUGAUUUACGUGGUAGUGUAUGUACAGGAAUGAAUAGUACGUGUGAUAUGAACUGGGAAACAAUGCAAAAAAUGUACUAAUAAUUAUUUCUGAGGGGACUUCAUACUACUGGACGUCAGCUUUGAAAGACCCCCGAACACAAUUAUGGUCGUGUUGCAUGCACCGGCAUUUAGCAAAGCCUAUUGUAGGACAAACAUCGAU
Messenger RNA from Wyeomyia smithii (pitcher-plant mosquito), 594 nucleotides. RefSeq lists its product as uncharacterized. Gene Ontology annotation, biological process: sodium ion transport. The coding region runs from base 6 to 473 and encodes 155 amino acids. Gene Ontology annotation, cellular component: membrane. Gene Ontology annotation, molecular function: sodium channel activity. Lineage: Eukaryota; Metazoa; Arthropoda; Insecta; Diptera; Culicidae. The record is from RefSeq and is a predicted model, not a curated record. The transcript has 5 exons.